Molecule: messenger RNA, 2385 nt
Organism: Theileria equi strain WA
Lineage: Eukaryota; Apicomplexa; Aconoidasida; Piroplasmida; Theileriidae
Exons: 3
Coding region: 1-2385 (794 amino acids)
Source: RefSeq, a predicted model, not a curated record
AUGAACGAAGAUUUGUGUUCACGUGCAACGUUACCGAAAUCUUGCAAACACAUAUCGUUUAUACAUUCGAAGUUCAUUAGCAAUGUUCUACAACUGACUCAUCCAGAUGUGAUGAACGUUGAUGAGAAUCAAUGUUACAUACCUGGGUGCCAGAAUACAGAGAAAAGCCUGCUUAAAACAUUCAUUCAUAUGGGACAUCCUCCUAAAAGGACAUAUCAUUCGAUCAAUUACAUUGGAUUAGGCUUAUUUAAUGGUAUUGAUACAUCAGACUGGUACACUGCAUAUGUUCCAUUGAAUGUUUGGAAUUUCAAUGAUGAUAUUUACCACAUUAAGAGGUCACUGAUAAGAAUUAUUUCUCAUUCUAAGUUAUGGUUAGACAAUCAUGAUUCUACAAAUGAAGAUGCGGAAGACAUAUGCUCGUCUACACAAUUUGUAACGCAGGGAGAUUUAGCAGAAAACAUUUUUAAAAAUCCCGCAAAAACAGCAAACUUACCGGAUAACGACAAAUAUAUAUUUGCGACUCCAUCAUGUAUGUAUGCUAGUAAAUCUGAACUGGCAUCACAUAUUGAAUUCGAUGGAUUGGAUGUUAAGCUACAGAUCUUGGUUCAAGUAAAAGUCAGGCCUAGAAGUUUCAUAGAAUCGUCGAAUACUUUACAGUUGAAUCCAAGUUUUGAUUCGUGUUUCCCCAACGACUGCAUAGAGUGGUACGUCAGUAACACCGAUAACAUAGUGCCUGAGAGAUUGCUCUUUAAAAUUCUACCUAAAACAUCGCAGCCCAAUGACAAGCAGAAUGUUCACACUUCUGAAGUUUCAAAAGUAGAUAAAAAGGUAACUUUAAUUGCUCCAUUGACCAAUAUAACAAAAAAACUAUCUUCUGAACCUGGAUUUUUAGAGUUGCAGAAUUCGUAUAUGUAUGAAUUAACAGUUGAUUCUUUGGUCUUUGAUACUCCCUUUGAUAAGUCAUCAGAUUUAGAUGAUCUUAACAAAUAUCUUUUACUAAAGUUUAAAUGGACGGAGAACCAUAACAAAACUAUAUACUACUUGAAAACCUUAAUAAAUAACAAGAAUCUGGAGUGGAAUGCAUCUUUAAAAGUUUGGAAAAUACCAUGUUUGUUUCUUUAUGAGAUUGUAAAAUUUACACUUUAUCUUGGUUUAAAGGUUAAUGAAAAGGUUUUAUAUACUCUUUGGAAUUGGAUAAGAGAUUUAAAUAUCAAGAACGUAUCAAGUACAUUCAGUGUUCAUACUUUCACGGCGUGGGUCAAGAAUUAUAAUGUUUGGUCUUUUCAGCGUAUCAUACUGACAAUUUCAAAUUCUGGAACCGUCGAAAAUGUGGCUGGCAGUUCCAGCACAGAUCCAUAUCUAAGUAUAAAUAUAAUUCCUUACAAUAAGGACCUAAUUUCUUUGUUCAAAGAGCGUAAUUCAGUGAAGCCACAUUAUUUAUGGGAUCAAACCAAUCAAUAUUGGAGAUGCAACAGGUUAAGAGAUUUGAUUAUAGAUGCUUUGACUUUAUUUCCGAAUUUGCGAGAGCAAAAUGUUAAUGAACAGGAGAUUUUAGAAGAAAAGGGAAUAUUUUUAUCUGCACUAAAACCUGAUAGGUUUGUUGGCAAACGACCAGUAUCAAAUCUACAAGUAAAAGACAACAAGAGAUACAAAUGUGAUGUAGAGAUGAACGAUGAAUUUGAAACAAUUAGUAAGAUUUUAAUUACUGCGGCUGGGGAAAAUCGGCACAUUCCACGGCUUACAGAUAAGAUCAAUCGCAUUACUCAGACAAUUUCUCCUCCUGAAUCGAGUAUUUCAUCUAAUGGAAAGAUUAUAAUGGGAGGUGCCGGAACUGGGGGUAUUGAGUUCGUUGAGGUUCCUAGGGACGUAGAAACUUGGAACCAGAUUUCAUUCUGUGUAGUUCCAAAUGAAGAUGAAGAUGGAAAUAUUCCAGUAGAUCAAUACGAUCAUAACUUACUAGCCAGUUUGAUAGGAGAAGUUUUUAUCAUAAAGGAAAGCGCAAUUGAUUAUUUAAUCUCAAACUUUAAACAAUGGCCAAGUCCACAUGAUACUAUUAAUUAUACCAAGUGGACUAAUGUUGUCACUAAGAAUGAACCAAAAUGUUGGGGAGGUCUAGAUUUCGAUGGGAGACAAAGCCUUGCUCAAACAAGACUAUUUUCUGAAGAGGACUUUUAUAUUUCAGGAAGUAACAUGAAUCGUGAUGCCAUGCUGUGCAGAUUAUUAAUCCAACUGGGAAACGGGAAAAUAGUUGAAGACGCAAAGGAUGCUGAAUAUGUGAUAGUUACCGACAACACUACUGAUGAGGCUUUAGAACUUUAUAGGCAAGUUUGCGUACUAUUAAUAUCUGGUUUAGGAAGUUUGGAAAUAAUGAUGAAGACAAAAUAG